UGCCAAGUUCUCCCAAGGGCACAGUUUCUCCGUUCGCACUCACCGUAUAAGAUAAGAUGGCAGGACGUAUUGGUCGAAUCAGCAUCCACACCUCACAUCAAGUCUCUGGUCUUUUGUAUUCAAGUCUAAGAUGUCUUUCGCUUCCCCUCCCGGCGCUGGUCCCCCUGAAGACUGGGACCAGGGAAACCAUGGAAGGCAGCCCAAGGCCAACUUGCAACGAGAGUACCGCAAAAGAGAAGGAGAGGUCUUCAACGAACUCCGCGAUAUUAUUAGGGAGCUGAACAACCAGGAGCCUGCAACGCGACACGACAUUUUGUCCGAAGCGAGCCGAUUGAUGAGGCAACUCGCGACUGAAAACAUGAAUUUAAAACAACAGUUGUCCGGGAUACCGCCCGCACGAGGAAACGGGGGAAAUAAUGUGGGACUCCUUGGGCCUCUAUCCGCUCAUGCCGAAUCUGCCUAUGGACGGCAAGGGGGGCCUUGGGUAGCCAGUCACGGAUUCCUCCAUAAUAACAAUACCCAGGCUCCUGGCACGUCUUCUCAGAUUCAUGCACCGAAUCUGAUGAUACCCCCCGGCACUAUGCCCGAGAUCGACCAGUUGAUGCGUGUUGUCGAUGAAGACAUCCGUGCCAACAACAUCCACCUCUACCCUCCGUACUACAGGAAAUAAACAGAGGCCAGGAGUGUCGGACCGCAAUAAUCCGAGGAUGCAUGCCACUAUCAUUAUUGGAGUCAUGCGAAGUAGCGGAAGACCCCAGGAGAACGUCCGGCCAUAUUUAUGUCAAACAUUAUGUCUUAACCUAUUGUUUUUUUUUGCCUUCCAUGCUUUUUUUCUUUUACUAUCGCUUAUGGCGUCGGAUGUUAUCGUACCAACGACGCUUUAUUUAA
Pisolithus orientalis is the source of this 888-nucleotide messenger RNA. RefSeq lists its product as uncharacterized. Lineage: Eukaryota; Fungi; Basidiomycota; Agaricomycetes; Boletales; Pisolithaceae. Gene Ontology annotation, molecular function: protein dimerization activity. The coding region runs from base 131 to 670 and encodes 179 amino acids. The transcript is spliced from 3 exons. The record is from RefSeq and is a predicted model, not a curated record.